This is a messenger RNA of Drepanopeziza brunnea f. sp. 'multigermtubi' MB_m1, 2649 nucleotides long. NCBI's taxonomy places the organism in Eukaryota, Fungi, Ascomycota, Leotiomycetes, Helotiales, Drepanopezizaceae. The record is from RefSeq and is a predicted model, not a curated record.
AUGGGCAGGGGGGGGAGGAAGAGGGCUUGCGAUACGUGCCAUGCGCGAAAGAUCCAUUGCGACGGAGCGCUGCCCAACUGUGACUGGUGCAGUCACCAAGGCCUCGCUUGCACCUUUGAGCGUGGCGUCGGCAAAAGGGCAGCCGAGAGAGAGCGGCCGAAAAACAACAAUCGACGGUUGGAGAGUCGUGGAUCAUCUCCCCCUGUCAAUCUGUCCGGAAAGAAUAACGUCCUGGUCUCAAAAGCAUCCGCCACUCGGAAAUCAUCUGCGUCAGGGUGGGCAGUGGCGGAUGAGACGGUGCCAUUGCCAUGGCCAACGUCGCCUCGCGCUUCCACGCAGCCGUCGUUCGAUGUAUCCGGGCCCGCAUACUUAGGACCAAGUCCACUUCAACUUCCACUUCCACUUCCUCUUCCACCGCCAGGAAGUGUAUGUUACCCGCUCCCUUCACCACCAAGCUCUUGUUUCCAGGAGCAUCACCGGUCACCAGUCACUCUUUCGCCAGCAGAGAGCAGCCGGGGAUGGGCCUGGGCCGAAAGUCCUCUUCUCGCGACAGACAGUCGUGAUUGGAUUCGGAGAUGGGCUGGGGAAAGCGCCAUACUGGACUUGCUCUCUCCUAUCCCAUCAGGGGGACCACCAUGGCAGAUAGACCCGCCGCCGCGCCAUCCACGGUUGACAACUAGUGAAAACCUCACCGAGCUCCCCGAGAAGAAAAUAGCAGAGCUAUACCUGCAGCUAUUCCGCUCGACUCCGUUCCGUCUGGUCUUCCCAAUCGUCGACACGGUCCUCUUCCAAGAUACGAUCAACUCCGCCUACACACGAGACGGCAACUCAGCCAUCUCCAGUGCGUGCGUCUUUGCAUUUCUAUCCAUCAUGUCCCAUAUGCCUUGGGGACCUAGAUCAAGCGGUGUCUUCGACGGUGACGCUUGUGCGAGGCAAGCAGAUUCACUGAUGGGCUUGACUAGCCUAGAAACCAGCAUCGUCGAACUUCAAUUCUAUGUUAUGCAAUGCAUGCAGAAACUCUUUUCUGGGAAUCUGAAAGCGGCGACCAUGUGCCACGCCGUUGCGUGCCGUCUCCUGUUCAUGCUGGGCGGGCACCUCUAUCCACAGGAACCACAACCGCCCACCAGAAGGCUUAGCGGGACCGACCUGGGUCGGCGAACCCGAGAGCAUCUGCGGAAGCUGUUCUGGCUCUGUUACACCUUCGACAAGAUCAUUGCGUUACGCACCGGGGAGCCGCCCUGUAUCGACGACGAGCAGUGUGAUCUCACCCUGCCACCUGGCUACGCAGAUCUGCUCUACGAAGAAGGCGACUUUGAUGCGGCGCUCGUGACUGCCAUCACUCUAUUUCCAGGGGACCUCAGAUUGAGCAUCAUCAAAUCGCGUACCUGCAAGCUGUUAUUCAACCAAGUACAGAAGCUUUCCAACUCGGAGCUCCUGCGGAUCGUCCGAGAGCUUGAUGGCGAUCUCGAGGAGUGGCGACUCUCGAUACCCCUUAGCUACCGGCCCACACUAUCCUCUAGUGAUGAUGGCCAUGGAUUCACGCCCGAUAUGGAUUCUACCCAGAAGAUGCACAUUAUUAUGAUUCAUUUAGAAUACCAUCAUCUCAUGGCGACUAUCCACGGUAUCACCAGUCGAUCCUUCGCUUGGAGCGCCGGUGAUGGUGUCAAUCUGGUAAAUCCAGGCCUUGGCAUCAGCUCCAGUCAGGCAUUAUCUGUCGAAGCGAGCCGAGCCAGCUUGGAAUACCUCCGCGUCGCAUCCCAUGCACUUUUAAGCACAACAUUCUGCUCCCACCUAUCUCCCCCCCUCUUUCCUCCUCCUCCUCCUCCACCACCACCACCACCACCAGCAUCCUCGCUAACCACCCACCUUCCCCCCUACAGGAUCGUCGUCUUCUACCCUCUCAAAGCCAUCCUGACCAUCAUGGGCAACAUCCUCCUAGACCCCCUCCAGCCCGCCGCCGAGCGCGACAUGCUACUCUUGGAUUCCACCGCCCGCCUGAUCCAGCAGAUCCGCGCCCAGCGCUCCAUCCCCAUCGACAAUCAAGACAUCGCCCGCAUGGACAGCUUCGUCUCUGAGGUCAUCCGCUCGGGGAAGUCGACUGUCGCGACUGCUGCUGCUGCGAGGAAACGGCGCGAGCGUCAGGCGCAGCCGCAGCCGCAGCAGCAGCAGCAGCAGGGUGGUGGUGGAAUCAUUGACGACGCGGCGGCGAUGUUGUGGUUGUAUGAAGAGGAAGAGGAAGAGGAGGGGGAGGGGGAGGAGGAUGAGGGAAAACGCGUAUCAGAUCAAAAAUCUCCCCUCCCGCUACGGGAUAUUAUCGAAUCUACUAUCUCUAUCACUAUCACUAUCACUAUCAACCUCGGCUACGCUCCUCUGCUCUGCUCUGCUCAGCUCAGCUCAGAUAAUCCUCCGUACAUGAGUUGGUCAACGUUCCAUGCUCGAUACUUUCGCACUCUUGUUAGAAAAACAACGAUGAGCGGCGCUGGAUAUCAUCAGGCUCAAACACCACACAACACACAAUCCUCAGACCCGAAACAAUGCCACCAAGAACCCACAAACAACGAGGUAGAGAUAGGAAAUCCUACCCUGAGGCCUGAGGCAGGAUGUACUACUGAACGUCGUCAAACUGUGCAACCCGCACCUGUAGGUUGA